AUGGCGGCCAAGAUGAUCCGUUUCAUCGGCCACCCCGACGUCAACGCCGAGGGCAAAUAUCUCUGGGAGAUUCUUGCGCAAUUGAGGAAAUUCGGCGUCGGCCGCGUCGUCACAAAAUCGGAGUGGGGCCGGAAAUGGCCGGAUCAGCCUUCGUUUUUAAAAAUCGCGCGGGUGGCCCCCACGAUGGACCGAUGGCUGUUCGGCGGCAAGAUGUGGGCCGAGUGGACGUUCCGUGGUCGAAAUCUGGGCAUCUACGAGUUUGGGCAAGACUUGAACCGGGCCGACUGGAAGCUCAUUCAUCGGCAUGAAGAACAGGCAUUCACGAACUGCGACCAUCGCCAAAUGCCCGAAGUGGAUCUGCCGGAUUCAUUUCCGCUUCCGCCUCUCCAGGUUCACCUCAUGAAGCGGAUAAGCGCGGCCCGCGGCAAGGAAUGGCCCGCCGAGCACUCGCGGAUGGCCCUUCAUCUAUCUGUAGACCCGGAGUUGGCCCAUAUGUCGCCGAUUGUCAAGCAGGUUACCCCAGCCAGGAAAGGCAAAUCACUGUACGACGAGGUGGACCCGGCCAAGAUCCUCGACUUUUACGGCAAGGAGCUACCAUUCAGGGUUGAGGCCUGGGCCACCGAACCGGCCGCGUUCAGUCUGCCGUUCACGCCGGAGAAGUGCAAGGGGAGGUUGCGGGAAAUCGAA
Mesorhabditis spiculigera is the source of this 687-nucleotide messenger RNA. The record is from the annotation of a GenBank genome assembly. NCBI's taxonomy places the organism in Eukaryota, Metazoa, Nematoda, Chromadorea, Rhabditida, Rhabditidae.